GCGGGGGCGGCGAGAGCGGCUACGAGGGCGGCGGCGGGAAGCACAGGAUCGACGAGUGGCAGGCCGCCUGGAACGUCACCAACGCCAUACAGGGAAUGUUCAUCGUGUCACUACCAUUCGCAGUGCUCCGUGGUGGCUACUGGGCAAUUGUUGCCAUGAUAGGCAUCGCAUAUAUCUGCUGCUACACGGGCAAGAUCCUGGUGGACUGCCUGUACGAGGACGGGGUGCGCGUGCGGGACUCCUACGUCUCAAUCGCGAGUGAGUGCUUUGGGCCCAAGUGGGGGGCACGAGCUGUCAAUGUGGCACAGAUCAUCGAGCUGCUGAUGACAUGCAUCCUGUAUGUGGUGGUCUGCGGCGACCUUAUGGUGGGCACCUUUCCUGAGGGUGCCAUCGACACGCGUAGCUGGAUGAUGCUGAUCGGCAUACUGCUCGUGCCGCUCGGCUUCCUCAAGUCUCUGCACCACGUCUCCAUGCUCAGCUUCUGGUGCACUAUGUCCCAUCUUGUUAUCAAUGCUGUCAUCCUCGGUUACUGCCUGCUGUACAUCGGAGACUGGGGAUGGUCCAAGGUCAAGUGGAGCAUUGACUUCGAAAACUUCCCCAUCUCCCUGGGUGUCAUCGUGUUCAGUUACACGUCACAGAUCUUCCUGCCAACACUUGAGGGCAACCUCAUAGACCCCUCCAAGUUCAACUGGAUGCUCAACUGGAGCCAUAUUGCUGCUGCCAUCUUCAAGUCCCUGUUUGGUUAUGUGUGCUUUCUGACCUUCCAGAAUAAUACGCAGCAGGUCAUCACCAAUAACUUACAUUCCCAGGGCUUCAAGGGCUUUGUUAACUUCUUUUUGGUGGUGAAGGCAGUGCUAUCUUACCCACUGCCAUACUAUGCUGCUUGUGAGCUCCUGGAACGUGCCUUCUUCCGCGGCCGACCCGAGACUCUGUUCCCGACCAUCUGGGCACUUGAUGGUGAACUCAAGGUUUGGGGCUUGGCCUUCCGUGUUGGUGUUGUCACCUUCACUAUUCUUAUGGCCAUCUCCAUUCCACACUUUGCCAUACUAAUGGGUUUCAUUGGCAGCUUCACAGGCACAAUGUUGUCUUUCAUCUGGCCAUGCUACUUCCAUCUGAAACUGAAGAGGCCGAUGCUAGACUGGGGUACAGUUGCCUAUGACUGCUUUGUCAUUUUCCUUGGGGUCCUCUUUGGUAUUAUUGGAGUAUAUGAUUCUGGCUCUGCUCUCAUCAAGGCCUUUGAAAUAGGCCUGCCAUUCUGAAGUUGUAGUGAGUCUGUCAGUAGCCAGCUAAAUGUGGUCUGCCGAAAAUAUUGUAUAAUAUAUUAUACAUAUAAAUAUGUAUAUGCACUAAUUUUAAUGUAUUUAAUUAACAAGUUGUAAUUUUAAUACAAAGCCUGAAAACAGGAGUCACUGAGUGCUGUUGACAAUAAUAAAGAUAUAUGUUGGGCUACCUGUGGAAUCUGACAUUUGGAAAGCAGAACUGAAGACACAAUAUUGUAAGCUGAAUGUGGCACAUUUUGUGUGUUGCUUUUUGCAUCUUAUCACAUUGAAGUGGAGACAUUCAACCCAAUUUGUUAAGGCAUACAAAAAAAAACCUGGGAGAAAUUUUGAUAAAACAUAAGAGAGCAAAUGUAGUAGUGAUUAAUAUUUUUCAUACUGCAUUUUACAGGUUAUGCUUCAUAUACGGGUUACCCACUAUUUCAUUUUCUUUUCCUGUGGAGCAAAAUGAAAAUAUAAUCCAUUGUUCCAAUUUAUGAACACCACAUUUUCAGCCAGAGUUAAAUUCAAUGAAAUUCUUCUGUGAAUAUAACUGCAUCACUACGCAAAUGGAAGAGGCACUUUUGAUACUGUUGCAGACAGCUUUCAUCAGAGUUAGUCUCUUGUAGCUGAGGCAUUGGUUUAAAUUUUAUCACGUCAUGUUCCCACAGCUAUGAAUUUACUUAACUACUAAUCCAACAUUAGUGCAUUUUCGAUAACACCUCUGCACUAUUUUCCAUCUAAGUCAAGAAAUUUACAAGGUCUGCCAUAGAUGGCAAAAUAAACUACAGUAUCCAUAACACAUGUUUUUGCUGAAGCAGGAAGACAAUACUCAGAAAUUACGUGCUUACAUGGUUAUUCACAGGAGAUGUUUAUUCGAAUGUGGACAUUUUUUUCAUGUUUCUCUCCACUUGCUCACUAUAUAUACCUCAAUUUUGAGCUCUAAGGGACAUAUUUCUUCUUUUCCAUAUUCCAUGUUCCUAAUUACAUCGACCAUACUUUCUCAUUUCUGUUUCUUUCUUGAAUAAGGUAGUUAAGUCUAUGCAGAUAACAAGUUAAAGAUCUAAAUCAUAUUUCAUAGAUCAGCCACCAGCUCUUUAUCUGUUGUCAUUGUGUGCACAUAAUUUACUUGAAGGGGAAACAGUAAGACAGCUCCAUGGAACAAUUUGUAUCUUUUCAAUUAAGCUGACUCCACAUUCACCUCCAUAUAUCUACAUGUUAUUUGCUUGUUUUUAUUCCAGCAGAGAUACAAUAUGACUGACUACAUACCUUGAAAAAGACUUACCAGAGAGAAAAGGAGAACAGAUUUCUAACUUCGCCAUUGUAUAAUUAUAUAAGUCUACUUUGCAAAUGUCAGAUUGCCAGUACAGGUCUUCAGUAUUAUCUCAAGUCUUCCAUUUUAUUAGCAGUUACGCUAUAAGUGACUAUUUAUGAUAAAUAAGUAGGUGAAUGUAUACAACUGCUUUGAUAAAAGAAUAUAUUAUAGCAUUUUAUGCAGGAAGCCAUUAUCUGAUGAACUGCGAUGAAAAAAAAAGUAAUACAAUUUCAAUAAUUGUGGCUAUUAGAUAACGGUUGGAGUGUUGUAUGGUUAUAUGCAUUUUUGGUGUAUAAUACCUUUUAAGAGUAUUUUUCAGAUGGACAAAAAACAUGCUGAUAACCUCGAGCAAACAAGGUGUGAUACAUUGAAGUAAAUGUCAUGCAAAAUAAUAAGAUAAUAUAGAUGUUCUUCGCAGUAUAAAUAAAAUAAAAACCAAGAUAUAAUGUGUUCAUUUUAGAAUGGUUUGGCUUCAGUUCUUUUGCAGAACAUAG
Molecule: messenger RNA, 3065 nt
Organism: Schistocerca cancellata (South American locust)
Lineage: Eukaryota; Metazoa; Arthropoda; Insecta; Orthoptera; Acrididae
Gene: VGAT
Product: vesicular inhibitory amino acid transporter
Exons: 2
Coding region: 96-1259 (387 amino acids)
Biological process (GO): amino acid transmembrane transport
Cellular component (GO): vacuolar membrane
Molecular function (GO): amino acid transmembrane transporter activity
Source: RefSeq, a predicted model, not a curated record